GCGGAUUUUUAUUCUGAGGAUCUCGUGAUUUCCUGGAAAAACACACAGCUUCGAAUAAGCAGAAGAACUCUCUCUGUAAAUAAUCAGGUUUAUUAUUACAGGACUUUAGACCCUCAGUGUGAACACACUUCCUGUGCGCAUGCUCGUGUUUUGGAAAUAUGAACUACGUGUGGCUCGACAACUCUGUUGAGGACAUGCCUGUGAGAAGAGAUCACUCCUUACGUACCCCACCGUUUUGUAGAGAAAGGCGAGUGGACAGAAAAUCACCAACAGAUUUCACAAAUGAGGAUUUCCAGAAGUUGAAAAUCUCGAAAUGGAUUUCUGAAUCGACCAAUCAGAAAACAGAUGAAAAGGAUCAUGCUGGAGUAAAGAUAACGGGGGUCGACGACACUGAUGCAGUGUCUAUGAGAAGUGAGAACUCCAUGCGUAUCCCACUGACGUUUCGUAACAAAAGAUCAGACCAGCUAUGUGAAAGUCUGGCGGACGCGUCUGAUAGCAUUCAAGGUUUCCGUAGCAGCGUUUCUGAAAGUGAUCCAGACCCUGAAAAUGAGCGAGAGAAGCAGAAUUCACCACCCAGCAGGAAAAAGCAGAACAGGAGACAAAUGGACAAAACAGAUUUCCAGAAGUUGGAAAACCCUGAUUGGAAUUCCUUGGAUCGCCGUUAUCCUUGGAUGGCCUUUGUGGUGGGAGCCAUUGCGUUGUAUAUUAUGUUGCAUUUGGCUUUCAAAGGACAAGAGAUUGAUCAUCAUGAGCUGAGACUGAUGCUGGUGGGUAAAACUGGAGCUGGGAAGAGUGCUUCAGCAAACACCAUCCUGGAAGAAGAAGCUUUCAGAGUCGAGGCGUCUCCAGCUUCUGUGACUCAAGACUGUGAGAAAAAAAACAAAGUUGUGGACGGAAGAAACAUCACUAUAAUCGACACUCCGGGGGUCAUGGAUACCUGGUUAAUGUCAGAUGAAGAAGCUCAGAGUGCACAUAAAUGUGUCUCCAUGAUCGUUCCUGGUCCUCACGUCUUCCUGCUGAUGAUCAGAAUCGGGAGAUUCACUGAGGAGGAGGUGAACGCUGUGAAGUGGAUUCAGGAGAACUUUGGAGAAGUAGCUGUGAAGUUCACCAUGAUCCUGUUCACUGGUGGAGAUCUGCUGGAGGGGAAGCCCAUUCAGAAGUUCAUCAGUAACAGUGUUGAGCUUCAGAAUCUUGUAGAAACCUGUGAUGGUAGAUACCACGUCUUCAACAACUACGACAGAAGUGACAGAACUCAGGUUACGGAAUUAUUCCAAAAGAUAAAGCUCAUGUUGCAUGAAAAUACUGGAUACAUGUACACAAAGGAGGUGUAUGGUGGGGUCCAGCAGGCCGUCAGGGAGGAAGAGGAACUAAAGAAAAAGGAGAUGAUGAGAAAGUUAAAAGAGGAGGAAAUAAGGAACAUUGCAAACAGGGAGGACAAAGUCAGAAUGGAAGAGGAGCUAAAGAGGAAGGAGCUGAUACGAAAGUUAAAAGAGGCGGAAAUAAGGAACAUUGAGAACAGGGAGGAAAAAAACAGAAAGGAGGAGGAAAUAAAGAGGAAGGAGCUGGUAAUAAAGUUAAAAGAAGAGGAAAAAAUGAACAUUGAGAACAGGGAAGAAGAGAUCAGAAAGGAAGAGGAACUAAAGAGGAAGGAGCUGAUAAGAAAGUUAAAAGAAGAGGAAAAUAGGAACAUUGCAAACAGGGAGGAAGAGAUCAGAAACAAGGAGGAACUAAGAAGGAAUGAACUGGUGAGAAAAAUAAAAGAAGAGGAAAUAAGAAAUAUUGCGAACAUGGAGGAAAAGAUCAGAAACGAGGAGGAUCUAAAGAGGAAUGAGCUAAUGAGAAAGUUAAAAGAAGAGGAAAUAAGAAAUAUUGAGAACAGGGAGGAAGAGAUCAGAAAGGAGGAGGAACUAAAGAGGAAUGAGCUGACGAGAAAGUUAAAAGAAGAGGAAAUACGGAGCAUCAAGAACAGGGAGGAAAAAAACAGAUUGGAGGAGGAAAUAAAGAGGAAGGAGCUGGUAAGAAAGUUAAAAGAAGAGGAAAAAAGGAACAUUGAGAAAAGGGAGGAAGAGAUCAGAAGGGAGGAGGAACUAAAGAGGAAGGAGCUGAUAAUAAAGUUAAAAGAGGAGGAAAUAAAGAACAUUGAUAACAGAGAGGAAAAAAUGAGAAAGGAGGAAGAACUAAAGAGGAAUGAGCUGAUAAGGACAUUAAAAGAAGAGGAAAUAAGGAACAUUGCAAACAGGGAGGAAGAGAUCAGAAAUGAGGAGGAACUAAAGAGGAAUGAGCUAAUGAUUAAGUUAAAAGAUGAGGAAAUAAGAAACAUUGCCAACAGGGAAGAAGAGAUCAGAAAGGAGGAGGAACUAAAGCAGAAUGAGCUAUUGGGAAAGUUAAAAGAGGAAAUGAGAAAAAGUGUGACCAUGGAGGAAGUGAUCAGAAAGGAGGAGGAACUAAAGAAGAAUGAGCUGCUGAAAAAGUUAAAAGAAGAGGAAAUAAAACACCUUGUUAACAUGGUGAAAGACAUCAAAAAGCAGGAAGAACUAAAGAUGAAUGAGCUUAUGAAAAAGUUCAAAGAAGGACAAAUAAAAAACAAUGCGAAAAGGGAGGAAGAGAUCAGAAAGGAGGAGGAACUAAAGAGGAAUGAACUGGUGAUAAAGUUAAAGGAAGAGGAAGUAAGAAACAUUGCGAACAGGGAGGAAGAGAUCAGAAAUGAGGAGGAACUAAAGAGGAAGGAGAUGAUGAGAAAGUUAAAAGAAGAGGAAGUAAGAAACAUUGCGAACAGGGAGGAAAAAAUCAGAAAGGCGGAGGAACUAAAGAGGGCAGAAUUGCUAAGGAAAAUUAAAGAGGAGGAAAUUAGCAAAAUUGAGAAGAGAGAGAACAUUGUUAGAGAGGAGGAGGAACUGAAAUGGAGUCAAAUAGAAAAAGAGAUGAAAGCAGAUGAGCAAAAAAAACUGAAUAAGAUGGCAAGUGAAUUAAGAGACGAGCAGUACGAGAACAGUAAACUAAGGGCUGAGUUAGAAGGGGCGCAUAAAACACAUUCAUUGGUACUGGUUGGAUUCGGAAUUGUUUUUACAGUCCUUCUAUCUGUCUGUGUAAAGUAUAAAUUAUAAUAUAAUAAUACCUUUAUACAAUACAAAACCACUUUUAAUGAAUUGUACGUUUAGCUACUAAAUUUCGCCAAAUGAUAAAACAGCUGUGCAAAUGCAGCAUAAGCUUUUUUAAUAGCAACAACAACUAAUGAGCAGGUGUUUCAAUUCUUUAGUUCAUAUAUCUGUGGGCUAAAAGGUAAAAGCAGUGAACUGUAGAGCAGUGGAUGGAAUUGUGCUUUCUGAAAUGAUGGCACCUCAUCCAGUACUUUUGGGAUGAUUUGAGAAUGAGGUAAGACAGAGAUCCAUUGGCUUGACCUCAGUAUCGCUAUUGUGUCUAAAUGCAAACAGA
Messenger RNA from Astyanax mexicanus (Mexican tetra), 3432 nucleotides. RefSeq names its product trichohyalin-like. The record is from RefSeq and is a predicted model, not a curated record. Gene Ontology annotation, molecular function: GTP binding. The transcript is spliced from 11 exons. NCBI's taxonomy places the organism in Eukaryota, Metazoa, Chordata, Actinopteri, Characiformes, Acestrorhamphidae. The coding region runs from base 159 to 3104 and encodes 981 amino acids.